GCGCGCAGCGGGGAUUGGUGCUGGAUGAUUUCUGCUGUCUGUGUCUGUGUGUGUGAGGAGGCUGUGUUCAUUGUAGGUGUGUGUACCUCAGUAAUAACGGAUAAACGUGAUGAGAUGAAAGGUGCAUGUUGGUGUCAGACUUUAUAAUAUUCAUCAUUUUGGCUCUUCAUCUUCGUCCUGUGGAUGCAGGAAUAGAAACACAUCCAGUUGACAUAUUGUGGCGUGCACAGGUUGCGAUCGUAUCUCAUUUGGCUUCCUUUGCUCCUCGCUGUAUUGUUCGCCUUUGUCACUCACGCUUGCUCUGAUGUGGAGCAGGAAUCACACAUGUUGGGUUCCCUCACGAAAUAAAAGCCAAACUUACACUUGCUUUGUUUUAUUGUAGUGUUUAUAUGUAGUGAUGCAAUAAUCCCAGAAGAGUCGGUGUAAGUGCAACAGGGGCACUUUAAUUCACCACUGGAUUAUCAUGCCAGCCUUUAGCCUCUAUCUGACAGCCUGUGUGACAGUAAAUCUGGGUGGCUGUCGGAAGCAGCAGGGAGCGAUGAUGUGCGGGUCCAUGAGAGAGGUGCAUGCUGGAUAAUAAAAAAAAAAGAAAAAAAAGGACGCGAGAGAUCUGCGAGAGAGCUCUUUGGGAAAUCCGGAGACUGACAGACAGGGAGGAGAGGGGACACUCCACCUCGGAUUAUUUCUCCGGACGGUGCAUGCAAAGGGUUUGUAAAUCGAGAAGUUGGUGUUUUGGUCUUAACAGCUGUUGGAGGUGUGCGCAGGACAGCAGUCCAAUCAGGGCGCAGAAACCGCUUCAGACAGAGGGGAGGGCAGGAGAGUCUGGAUCUCCCUGUUGCCCCUCCACCUGCACCAGAUCUCCGUGUCACUGAGGGACAGGAGAGGCCCUGCAGACAGCAGUCGCGCCAGGCACCAUGAGGCAGCGAGCUUGGCCUGUGAGCGCGGAGAAAUCACCCCUCAUCACUCUCAACUGGACUGGGCAGGGGAGGAAAUGCGUACAGAAGCAACAGCAGCAGAGACAGGCUAAUACACUCAUCUGAGAGUACAGUGGAGAGCAAAUGGGGGAGGCAGGGAGAGAUUGAGUGAGGGGAGUGAGUAACUCAGAUUUCAUCAUCCUAAAUGGCAAAGUGGACUGGGCUGCACUCAGAGGCAGGGAUGUCCUUGUUAACACAUUGUCCUCCGUUAGAAGCUCCUUGUUAGAAAUCACAAAUCAGUCCCCCCUGCCCCUGUGAGGCUAUCGUGCUGAGGGGCUGAGGAGAGGAAAGAGAGAGAGGACGAGAGAGAGAGAGAGAGAGAGAGAGAGACAGAGCAGAAAAAAGAGACUGUGACAGGCCCCCAUGCAGGCGCGUAAGAAGUAUGUUCUGCUGGGCUUGUGUGCGUGCUGCUGGCUGGUCCUCUUUUAUUGGGGUGGAGGAGUCCAGCUACGUCUGCUUCGCCUGCUGACACGGCACCGAGGGGAAGUGGUUCGCCCCUGGCCCAACUGGACUGACAAGGCAUUCCUGCCCCGCUAUGCCCACCUGGAUGAGCUCCAGACGGACCCAGGGACAGCCGAGUCGCCCCGCCAGCGCCGCCAGGCAUGGCCUGCUAUUUACAAGGACAGUCGCUGCCGCAUGGAGACCUGCUUUGACUUCUCGCGGUGUCGCCGCAGAGGAAGGGAAGGGUUCAGGGUGUAUAUUUAUCCGUCCGAGAAAAACGACCGCGUGUCGGAAAGCUACAGGAAGAUCCUGUCGUCGAUAGGCGAGUCGCGUUACUUCACAUCGGACCCUCGAGAAGCGUGUCUCUUUGUGCUCGGGAUAGACACCUUAGAUCGGGACCAGCUGUCAGGACAGUUUGUGCCCAAUGUGGACGAGCGCAUCCGUGGUUACCCGCUGUGGAAUGACGGGCGGAACCACCUCAUUUUCAAUCUGUACUCGGGCACCUGGCCCAACUACACAGAGGACCUGGGCUUCAACAUCGGCCAGGCCAUCCUAGCCAAAGCCAGCCUCAACACGGAACAUUUUAGGCCAGGCUUUGACGUCUCCAUCCCGCUGUUCUCAAAGGACCAUCCCCAAAAGGGUGGAGAACGGGGCUGGCUGGUGAGGAACACCAUACCACCACGGAGAAAGUACCUGCUGAUGUUCAAGGGAAAGCGGUAUCUCACAGGCAUUGGUUCAGACACGAGAAACGCUCUCCAUCACAUCCACAACGGAAAGGACAUUGUGUCGCUUACAACAUGCCGACAUGGGAAGGACUGGGAGAAGCAUAAAGACGCCCGCUGCGACCAUGACAACCUGGAAUAUGAAAGGUUUGAUUACCAGGAGCUCCUCCACAACUCCACCUUCUGUCUGGUGCCUCGAGGGCGGCGUCUGGGAUCCUUCCGCUUCCUAGAGUCCCUACAGGCGGCGUGCAUCCCAGUGCUGCUGAGUAACGGUUGGGAGCUGCCGUUCUCUGAUGUCAUACAGUGGAACCAGGCGGUGAUCGAGGGGGAUGAGAGAUUAUUACUGCAGGUGCCGUCGACGGUGAGAGCGGUGGGGAACGAGCGCGUAUUGGCCCUCAGACAGAGGACUCAGAUGUUGUGGGAGGCCUACUUUUCCUCCGUGGACAAGAUAGUCCUCACAACACUGGAGAUCAUCAAGGACCGCGUUUUCUCCCACAUAUCCAGAAACAAGUACAUGUGGAACUCCCUGCCAGGAGGUCUGCUGGUCCUGCCGGAGUACUCCACCCACCUCGCACACUUCCCGUUCUACUACCUGGGAUUAGGGGUCAGUCCGGGUCAAGAGUUCACUGCGGUCAUCCAAGCUGUCUCUCCAUUGAUCUCCCAAUCUCAGCCAAUCAUGAAGCUGCUUCAGGUGGUCUCCAAGUCCAAAUACUGCUCGCAGAUCAUCAUCCUCUGGAACAGCGAGAAGCCGCCACCCAGCCGCAGCAAAUGGCCUCCCAUGCCCGUCCCCCUCACAGUGACAGACGGGAGGAGGAAGACAACCAGUCGGUUCCUACCUCAUGUUGCCAUAGAGACAGAAGCGGUGCUGAGUCUGGAUGAGGAUACGGUCCUGCUGACCAGUGAGGUGAAUUUUGCCUUCCUGGUGUGGCGGAGCUUCCCCGAGCGGAUCGUUGGCUACCCUCCCAGGAGUCACUUCUGGGAUCCCCUGAAGCGUGCCUGGGGGUACACCUCCAAAUGGACCAAUGAUUACUCCAUAGUCCUGACUGGAGCUGCCUUCUACCACAGGUACUACCACUACCUGUUCUCCCACUACCUGCCCCAGUCUCUGCGGACUCUGGUGGAUCGCACCUCCAACUGUGAGGACAUCCUGAUGAACUUCCUGGUCGCUGCCGUCACUCACCUGCCGCCGAUCAAAGUGGCCCAAAGGAAGCAGUACAAAGAGCUGCCCAGUCCGGGGGGUACAAAGAGCGUCCCCUGGGCCAACCCGGAGCACUUCAACCAGCGGCAGGAGUGUGUCAACACCUUCGCCAACUGGUUUGGCUACAUGCCUCUGGUCCACUCUCAGUUUCGCCUGGACCCCGUGCUCUUCAAAGAUCAAGUGUCUGUCCUCCGCAAGAAGUACAAAGACCUGGAGAGAGCGUGAAAACGACGGGGAAAGAAUGGACAGAACAGGCUGUGGAGAGACGCAAGGUCUUGUAUAGUGGCCUUUUGGAUUAAGACAAUGAGACCAAUCAGCGGUGGAAAGGUCAAGAUGGGAUGCUAAGGCGGUCUGGGACGUGGACAAAGUGUUCAACAUUCAAUCAUCAGACAGACCCUGGUGGACUGUUCUGGUCUUAUUAAUAUAAAUAUUAAGAGAAACGGGCCCACUGAAGUUGAAAGAGUUCUACCCCCGUCCAUGAGUGCAGUGUCAACAGAGCGAGGAAAGUAAGGGGCCUUGAAAGGUCCCAGUGAAAGGACAAUCUCUAUUGGACACGAGUAAACAAACGUGUACGGGCUGCUCACAUGACAGUGUGCGACUGCUGUGACCAAGUGAAAAGGAAGGCUGUCUCAUGCCAAAGGCACCCAGUGGACUUGUGUCGGUGCCAUGCACCCUUACUGUCGACGUGUGUCUGAGCAUUACUGUGCAGGGACUGUUGCCAUGGAAACAGAUCAUUUCACAUCAAAAUGCUAACUGUAAAAACCAAUAAAAUGAUUUAUAAAUGCAAA
Labrus bergylta (ballan wrasse) is the source of this 4123-nucleotide messenger RNA. It is a transcript of the gene ext1c, whose product is annotated as exostoses (multiple) 1c. Gene Ontology annotation, molecular function: glycosyltransferase activity. Gene Ontology annotation, cellular component: membrane. The record is from RefSeq and is a predicted model, not a curated record. Lineage: Eukaryota; Metazoa; Chordata; Actinopteri; Labriformes; Labridae.